AUGCGAUCUUUAUUCAUUUGUCUUCUGGCUUUCAAUGUUUUUGAGCUAUGCAACGCUCAAUUCGAUUUCGGCUUACCGAUGAAACUCUUUGCUGCCUCAAAAACGAAAAUUGACCCGGCUCGUCUCCGAGAGUGCGAAACAGCAUACAAUGCAAGCGGAGCCUGGAUGGACAAAACGUUCGAUCCAGAGACUAACGUGAAUCUGGAUGAUUCCGAUUUCUAUCUUCACACAAUGUUCAUCGGUUCGGUGAAGUCGGCUUUUGUGCAAAAAUCGGCAAAAACCUUCUAUGCGUGUGUGUCUCCAAAUGAGCCGAUGCCCGUCGAUUUGGCCGCUAAAUUCACUGAUUCAUUUGGCAACAACACCAAAAAUACUUUAUGUGAUCCAACCUCUCGUCAACUUCAAUGUCCAGCUGGAUCCGAGUGCUACAGCAAUGGAAUCAAUCCGUUCACCAAAGUGGCCACAAUUCCUUCGAGUCUUCGGUCUUUCAAUCGACUCAGCUACUGUCGUCCAAUCGAAAUCAAAGAGGGACUUGAUGAUAAUUGUUUUGAGGCUAAUUUGCCAUACAUCGAGAAAGUCGUGCCAAUUCCACCAAAUGAGGACGCCGAGAAUGUUGAUACUCGAUUGAUCGAAUCCACUGGAGACCUUCGACCUCUACAAACGGCUUUUCAGGCACAAUCUCGCUGUUUAAAAGAUGGAAAAAUCGUCAAACCAAGAGAUGCUUUGACAAGAAAGAAGAGAGGAUUUGGAAGAUGGUUCAAAAAAUUCAUUCGAAAAGUCGUCAAGGUUGUCGCUGUUGUGAUCCAAGUCGGAUGCAUUGUUCUGGAAAUUUUGGGGCAACCAAUUUGUCGAUUCUCUAACGGGAGA
Molecule: messenger RNA, 864 nt
Organism: Mesorhabditis belari
Lineage: Eukaryota; Metazoa; Nematoda; Chromadorea; Rhabditida; Rhabditidae
Source: the annotation of a GenBank genome assembly